UCACAGUGACACUAGCCAAUCAUGGGUGUCUAUGAGCUCAUGCAUGCAGAAAUGGGCGGAAAACACUUUCCUCCGAGGGUGUUACACCACCACCUGACGUAGCAUGAGCAGCAGUUCGAAAAGGUGCAGUCUACUGGCUUCACAUGUCUGGGAGGAAGCACAUGUUAGCCUUCACCCUCCCUGGUUGUUAGCUGUUGCGUGAUAGGGGAGAGCUGCCUGAUGAGUGAGAAUUGGCCCUGACUAAUUUAGGGAAAUUUGGGGAAAAGUAUAGCAUUCAUUUUAACCAUCUUUUUCUCAUGCCUGUUGGCCUGCUAUUAGUUAAAAACUAACCAUAGAUUCUUAUUUGUAAUUAUUUGGAUUCAUAAUAUUAGAUAACAAGUGGAAUGACAUGGGGUCAUUCACCAACCUGGAGAACUUUAACAGCAGAAACACUGUAAACUGUUCAUAUGAUCAUAUGACCCCCUUCGCUGUACUUCUGGUUGACGUGGCACAAAUCAAUGCUCAGCAGUGGAAAAUCCUGUCCUAUAUUAGUUACAUAGGUUGUAGUCUUUCAUCUUUUUUCUCAGCAGUCACCAUCUUCCUCUACGUUUUCAUGAAGAGCUCAAACAGAGACAGUUCCAUCCGUAUCCAUGUGUCUUUGAGUGUAGCCCUUUUCCUCCUCAACACCAGCUUCUUGUUCAUCGAAUGGGGAGCCACUUGGUCUCAUGACAGUGUGUGCGUCUUUAUAGCAGUGAUAAUACAGUACAGCCUCCUGUCCUGUUUCUCUUGGAUGGCCAUUGAAGCCAUACACUUGUACUUGCUUCUAAUCAAAGUGUUCAACACCUACAUCAAGCACUACAUGAUCAAGCUGUCCCUGUUUGGAUGGGGAGUGCCUGCUGUCCUUGUUGGAGGAAGUCUGUGUGUGUUUGGCAGUAAGCCCUUUUAUGGCCCCACACCAGUGAUAUUAUCUAACUCAAAUGAAACAACUAAUUUAUGCUGGAUUACUGACAUUCGCUUUCUGUAUGGCAUGAACAUCCCCUACUUCUCAUUAACAUUCCUGUUCAACACAUGCAUUCUGGUGAUAGUAACGCAUCAGAUCUUUAAGCUGCGAUGCUUGAAUGUCAGUAAGCUCCCAUCCCAUAAGGACAUUUGCACUGUCCUAGGUCUGACCUUCCUCAUGGGAAUGACAUGGGGUUUGGCUUUCUUCACCUCAGGUUACACCAACUACUUCAUUCUUUACCUCUUCUGCAUCUGCAACAGCCUGCAAGGGUUGUUUCUCUUCCUGUGGUUCUACAGUACAACGAAGAAGAACAGGCGUCUGAAGGCACAAUCCUCAAAUACGUCCAAGCCAGCCAGUGCUACACUCAAGUCUUCUAAAAGCAGCUUUUCCUACUGAUCAGAUAUUACGUGUCAUUUUCUGGUGAUGUGGUUAUACAUCAUAUACUGAUAGAUAUUAAGACAGGAACAGAAACAAGUUAUACAAGUUAUUUAAAACUUACUUCAUCACCUCACUCCAUAACCCAUCAGCAGUUUCAAUAUCAGUUGCACGCUGUUGUUCACUUUUUCCAUUAUGAGCCAGAGUUCCUUAUUAUCAACACUACAAAAGUACAUUGUUUUGUAGAAGAUAUAGUGUGUAUAACAUGUAUAAUGAUCCAGUACGUUUUAGACUGAGUACUUAUUAAUUCUUCAUCACCUCCACUUUUGACUACUCUGAUCUGAUCUGAUAUUUUGGGUUUUCAUAUAUAACCUUAUCCUUAAACUACUUUAAAGAAAUUGUGUUUUGUUGUGUAUGUGAUCACAGUGUAUAUUACUUUUAAUAUGAUUAUACAGCUCUCAUACUGUGUUAAAGAGAUGCUGUGAUACUAUGUAGUGACUCGAACCCUUAUUCUUUGAACUAAUAUCAGAGCAGCCCCUGCUGGCCAUACUGGACAUUAACUUCACUUGUGGAUGUGGUUGGAAUAGGAUGGACAAAUUGUUCUUGGAACAGCAAAGCAAUAUGAAUUUCAUCUGUACUUUUACUACCUUAAAGUUAAAUGUAAGCAGUCCACUAUAAACCAUAAUCUAGAUAUAAUUAUAUUUGCGAACAUAAAUUUCCAUUUUAUUUUUAAUAUUGAUGGCAUGAUUCUUUUUUUUUCCAGAAAACCUCAUUCCAAAUGAUUCAUUUUGUGUAAUUUUAAGUUCCUGAAAUGUAAAUUUAUUGUUGUGUUUGUUUAAUACAUACGUAAAAUUUUAUUUUGCUUCAUGAUGUGUCACUGGUAAGUACAGUAAGCUAGUCCAAUUUCAUUGCACUAUUAUAAUAUUAUAUUCAUGCAUUUACUUGUAACUAAUAUUGUGCUGUUUCACAGAAAAAAUUUGUAAAAAGUUGUUAAAGAUGCAGUAGUUGAUUUUUUAUUUCUGUACUUUACAAAUGGCUUGAAAGAUGUAUAGAAUGUGAUAAAAAAAAAAACAGUGGAUUAAGCCUUGGCCUUAGCAACAGUGUAUUAAAUCGCUGAUAUAAUCAUUUGCAAAACAAACUUCUGGUACAAAAUACUUGUAUGUGUUUGGAUGUGCCUCCUGUCAGUCAUUUACACGCUACAGCCUACCCUAGAUCCUGGAGAUGGAGCUUUGUGAACAUGGGCAGAAAUGGUGGAGUGGGCUCACGGAGUUAAAAAAGGUCAUUCAAAAGUCAAAGUCACCUAACCAUUAGAGACCUGGUCUUGCGAAAAAAAAAAUAAAGACUAAUCUUAUUUAAUGCACUUUUUAAAUGUUCUACAAGUAUCAGCUUGAAUCUGAAAAGAAUGAAAAGAACAGAAGCAAAGAAUGAAGUGGGCCUAUGAUAUGAUUCUUAAGGCCAGGAUUGGAUAUUUGAU
Pangasianodon hypophthalmus (striped catfish) is the source of this 2828-nucleotide messenger RNA. Its product is annotated as adhesion G-protein coupled receptor G2. Bases 389 to 1375 code for a protein of 328 amino acids. Gene Ontology annotation, biological process: adenylate cyclase-activating G protein-coupled receptor signaling pathway; cell surface receptor signaling pathway. The record is from RefSeq and is a predicted model, not a curated record. Gene Ontology annotation, molecular function: G protein-coupled receptor activity. NCBI's taxonomy places the organism in Eukaryota, Metazoa, Chordata, Actinopteri, Siluriformes, Pangasiidae. Gene Ontology annotation, cellular component: membrane. The transcript is spliced from 6 exons.